AUGAAAGGAUGCUCCAAGGAUGACCAAUGCUGUUACACCCACCGCCUCGUCCACGUCCUCGUCCUCAUCCUCCUGUUGUCUGUUGAGUUUCAAUAAUGCCGUCACCAUAGUUGGUAGCUCGAUGACUCCAUGCAACGGUUCGAUAUCGGAGUGCUAUGCAGAGGAAGAGACGUUAAURGAGUCGGAGAUAAGUCGGAGGUUUCUUGAACAGCAAAAGAAGUACAUAUCAUAUGAUGCUCGGAAGAAGGAUCAACCAGCUUGUAAAGGAGGCAAAGGCAAACCUUAUACUGAAAGUGAAAGCUGCCUUCCUCCUCCAUCUAAUCCUUAUGACAGAGGCUGUAGUCUGAUAUAUCGAUGCAAGUCUUAGUCUUAAGCUGUCCAACUUUCACUCACAUGACCUUUUUCUUUUUUCUCUUUUUCUUUUCUUCAAGAA
Messenger RNA from Momordica charantia (bitter melon), 433 nucleotides. The record is from RefSeq and is a predicted model, not a curated record. Lineage: Eukaryota; Viridiplantae; Streptophyta; Magnoliopsida; Cucurbitales; Cucurbitaceae.